Molecule: messenger RNA, 1605 nt
Organism: Morus notabilis
Lineage: Eukaryota; Viridiplantae; Streptophyta; Magnoliopsida; Rosales; Moraceae
Product: probable protein S-acyltransferase 17
Exons: 10
Coding region: 83-1264 (393 amino acids)
Biological process (GO): peptidyl-L-cysteine S-palmitoylation; protein targeting to membrane
Cellular component (GO): endoplasmic reticulum; Golgi apparatus
Molecular function (GO): protein-cysteine S-palmitoyltransferase activity
Source: RefSeq, a predicted model, not a curated record
GCCGUCUCUGACUCAGAGCUCCGACCAAAACACCACCAAAAAAAAAAAAAACUUCUUGAGGAUAGAUUUGAUAGGUUCGAGGAUGGGCGUACAGUGGGUUCUUGUGUGCCAUGGAGUGGCGACGCUGGUGGUGGUGAUCUCCUUCCUCUGUGGGCAUUGGCCCAUCUUCAAUGGCACUCCAAUUCAACGAAUCCACCACUUUCUCACCUUCGGCGCCUACGAUUACUUCCUGCGGUUUGUAGGGUUUGUGUUUGGGACGAAGGGCACUAACGCGAUACUGUCCGUCGAGAAUUUCUGCUGCGACCGACCCAAUCCAAUUCUUCAGGUAAUAUACCUUGCAAUUCUUGGGGGAACCUUUUACUUUACUGCAAAGUCUUCCUUCAGCUACAUUCCUGGCUAUUAUCUUAGCGAAGUUCACCGGUAUACAAGCGUGUUGGUUGUUGCUGUUGGUGUCUUGCUCUUUCUCUUAACUAGUUUUUCAGAUCCCGGAAUAAUUAAGGCUGAGAAUGUUUCUCAGUAUCUCUCUGCUUAUCCCUAUGAUAACAUUUUAUAUUCCCAGAAAGAGUGUUCUACUUGCAAAAUUCCAAAACCGGCUAGAUCCAAGCACUGCAGCAUAUGUGAUCGCUGUGUUGCUCGCUUUGACCAUCAUUGUGGAUGGAUGAAUAAUUGUAUUGGCGAGAGGAACACUCGUUACUUCAUGGCUUUUCUUCUAUGGCACUUCCUUAUUUGCUUGUAUGGAGCAGUUGCCCUCGGGUUUGUUCUUGUGGGUCGAGCAAAAGAACUAAAAGUUGUAUAUAUCCUAACUGUUUACUAUGGUGUAGAAAAUUCUUUCCGUGGUUUAGCUCCACAUGUUGUACAGUGGUUACUGGAUGCCUACAACACACAAAUUCUUCUCAUGGUGUUUCUAGCAAUUGUUUCGUUGCUAUUGGCGGGUUUCUUUGUUUACCAUGCCCAACUCUGUCUCACGAAUACAACCACUAACGAGACUUUCAAGUGGCAAGACUAUAUAAGUUUGAAGAAGAAGAUAAAUGAAGCAAAGGCAAGUGCUGCGGCCCUCAAAGCAAGCAUCAGUGAGAUGAAUAGUGAAAGAAAGCCUUCAGAGAGCAAAUGGAGAUCCUUCUUUCGGAGAUCCCCACUUGAAGACGCUGAGGUCGUUGUUAAAAAUAACGUCUAUGAUCGAGGAUUUUUAAGGAACCUCUGCGAGAUAAUUUUUCCAUUUUCAAGUAGAUCGUCGUUUUCACGGACCAAACUGAAGCAUGGUUGAGAUUGCUAUCGAUAAUUUUAGUUUACUCGGAGUAGUUUCUUCCCACCAUUCAGCGGCCAUUGUAGCUUAUUCUUGCAAUUCUUGAUUUGUAAAGUGGACAUGUAUCAAGCAUAAGUUGGAUGCUUUUUAUAGCCGUUUGCUGAUUACACUCUUCAGAAUUGGAGGCUGCGGAUGUUAGAUACAGAUACCCAUACACUUGACAUUAGCAUUUGUGAGAAUUUUUCCCCUCUCAUUUUGUGGAUUCUCAUCUUACUAGAUCCCCACAAGUACUGUAAUAUUAUUCAUUUCUUUGAUUGAAAAACCAGUCAAACAAAAACUCAGCAACUACGGUGUAUCACAAU